UCUAGAAAAUGCGUAUUUUACCCCCAAUUCACUCGUACACCAGAGGACAGUAUCAACCUAUCUAGCGUUCUUGAACAGUCCAUCAUGCAGAUUCGGAAGGAAGUCCCUCAGGAACUAGUCGUGAAGAUGUUCCAGAAAUUGAACCUCCGACAUAUAUUGUUUACUCAAGAGGGCAAGUUAGAGGGUAUGGUGACAAAGACAGACGUGGCUGCUUUGUUGACGGCAUGAGUUUCCUCAUACUGGAGCGCUUUCUCCUCACAAUCCCCUGACGUUGUGACAUGUCAUUUAUAUAAUAGACGGAGCCUGUUUGUACAUCAUCAUUGACGCGUCUUAUGCCUGUCUUCAUGCAUUCAUGUGCAACAUAUAUACAUGGAUUCUAAUUAAUUUGCCUACAAGAGUCCAGCUGCCAGAAGCUCCUUGUGCCACGAUAGGGGAGACCGGCAAUUCCCGAGAGGUUACCACGGACCCACUUUCAGAACGCGUCUUUGGACCUCCUUGUGCUCCUGCUCGCCCUCCUUUUUCUCUCUUUCGACGACCCAUUCCAUUCUCUACCAUGUCGCACUACAGCACCAACGACGACGUCUUCGGCUCAAGUUCCCAGUUUCUUUCACCGCCAAAGCCCAAAGCUUUACACCGCAAAUCGCCUUCACGACAAAGCCUGAAUCCACGUCGUUCGACGGCCUCCUUGCGGAGUGUCUCUAGUCUCUCGCACGCCAUGGACGACGACGCUUCCAAUGGACGCUUCUCGUUGGCCCAUGAACUCGCAGUAGCGCUGAUGCCAGAGCCAAGCGCAGGCUCCAUGCUCCUUGCCGAAGAAUUCGGAAUCGAGUACGACGAAGGAGCUGAGGGUAUAGAUCAAACCCCCCACCACGAUGAAGAUCCACAUCUCACUGCUGGCGGUGAGCCACUGACAUUCGCAUCCGAGUCAGAUUCACCAGCCAAUACCCCAUUCGAUGACAUAGACGAUUCCCAUUCCGUGUACGACCCUAUUCUCGACAGUCCGUCAGCUAAUAAACAACGACGGCCGGAAAAGAAGGAUGCCAUGGAAAUACUAUCCGAAAACCUAGAAUCCACCGAUAAAUUCCUCUCACAUUUGCGGCGCAUUGACGUUGACAUGGGGUCUUCAGCGUCACAGCAGCCGGCUUUGGAGAAGAUUGCAACAGAUGUCAUACGUAGAAUUAAUGACACCGUUAGGGAUCGGGAAGGCCAGGUACGGGAACUGUUGGAGUAUGAAAGAGAGCUACGGAAAAUUGCUGGAGAGGUCGGCGGGAACGAUGUGCUCGGUCAGCUGGAAGAGUUUACGCCGCCAGAUGACCUUGUAGAUGGGAAGCCGCCUGUAGAAUUGCCUCACUCGGAACCGCGGCAUUUGGAUACCGUGGAGGAAGAACAUUUUGCGAACCUUUCAAAUUCUAGCGAAUGGGAUAUGGAUCCUGAACACCGCCAUCUAGGAGAUUAUUCCGACGACGAAUCUGAUAUUCCAUUUUCGCCUUUGAAAGAUUCCUUCCCGCCACCGCCUGCAAUACACGGUCCUGCUACACCUGCUGUGACAUUACCACAACUAGCACAUCUGCGCUCCUUCACGACCUCCCUUGUCAGCUCCCUUUCUACCAUCUCUGAGCAAGCACAGGUCAAUGGUGCAGCUACAACAGAAGCAGGUCGGAAGAUACGAGCGCUAAAGAACAAGCUAGGAGGGUGGCGGACAGAAUGGGACAGCGCUGAAAGAAGUCGACAGAAGAUUGAACGAUGGGAGGCAGGAAUCAUAGACGGGCCGGAUUCCAGCGGGGAAAACACGCCCGUCACGUCGCCAACGCGUAUUAAUGGGAUGAAGAGAACAGAUGGUCGCCAAGUCGUUCGCGAGCACUUAGACGCCUUUCAGCUCGCUUUAACAGACGCGGGUGUGAAGACUCAAGCCAUCAUGGCAUCAUAAUGGGCUAUUUAACGCUUGUGUAAAUUUUCGUCUUAUUGCUCUGCAUAUUUCACGGCACAUCUUCCUACAUUUUUAUACUAUUCUGCUCUACUGUA
Desarmillaria tabescens is the source of this 2022-nucleotide messenger RNA. RefSeq lists its product as uncharacterized. The transcript is spliced from 2 exons. NCBI's taxonomy places the organism in Eukaryota, Fungi, Basidiomycota, Agaricomycetes, Agaricales, Physalacriaceae. The record is from RefSeq and is a predicted model, not a curated record. The coding region runs from base 353 to 1927 and encodes 524 amino acids.